Penicillium taxi is the source of this 1620-nucleotide messenger RNA. Its product is annotated as glycerophosphocholine acyltransferase. NCBI's taxonomy places the organism in Eukaryota, Fungi, Ascomycota, Eurotiomycetes, Eurotiales, Aspergillaceae. Gene Ontology annotation, biological process: phosphatidylcholine biosynthetic process. The transcript is spliced from 2 exons. The coding region runs from base 1 to 1620 and encodes 539 amino acids. The record is from RefSeq and is a predicted model, not a curated record.
AUGGUGAUGCUGACAUUCAAUCACUUCUUCAGCCGCGCUCCACCCACUCUACGCGACGGUCCAACUAUCUUUUCCUUCCAACAACAAUUCCUGAUGGAAGAAUCGAGUUCAAGUCGCAGACAAUCAGACGCCAUGGUGCCUGUAUCUCCGAUUACUGCAGCAUUGGUCGAUGAUCUCGAUACCCCCUUCGAUUAUCCUGACCAGGACGACUCUUCCCCUUCCGCUACUCCUGGGAAUCUAUCGCGCAACGGGUCCUUUUCCAACGGCAGCUCAUCGUACCAAGAGGAUUGGGAGACGUUUCCACCUCUCGACAAGCUGAGCAUCUUCGACCUCCUCGACAAUGUACAGGUCACACAGCGUUUGGAGAAAUGGCAGCAGACAAUCAACAUGCAGAGGGAGAAAGUUCGCAAACGAAGCGAGAAGCUUCGCUCGACUGGUAUGAUCGCGAAGGACCGGGUGGUGGGCGAGUGGAAACGACGCGUCCCUACAGCUGAAGAGAAACUUGACAAGUACCGCCAGCGCAUGAAGCAGAGCGUGGAACGCUUGGGUAAACAAUGGAGCGAUACGGCCACUGUAACCCUGCGCGAAAAGUUCGCGUUCAUUGCCGGUGUUCUGAAUAUUUUUCUCAGCGGAUACAUCUUGGGAGCGUUUCCGGAGUACUUUCAUAUCUGGUAUUCCGUCCAGCUGGCCUAUUUCAUGCCUCAACGAUACUACACUUACCACGCCAAGGGCUACCACUACUUCCUUGCCGAUCUAUGCUACUUUGUCAAUAUGCUGAACAUGCUCAGUAUCUGGGUAUUUCCAAGCUCCAAGCGGCUAUUAAUUAGCACAUUCUGCCUCACUUUCGGCAACAACGCGGCAGCUAUCGCUAUGUGGCGCAAUUCCCUAGUCUUCCAUAGCGUGGACAAAGUCGUCAGUCUUUUCAUUCAUAUCAUGCCUCCGGUCACUCUACACUGUAUUGUUCACUUGACGCCGGUCGAAGUGCUCAAGGAGCGGUUCCCCGCUGUAUAUGCCAUCAAGUUUAGCCAGCCUGGCGACCCAGAACAUUAUUCUCUUGGUGCUAUGGUGAUCUGGGCUACUAUCCCCUAUCUGGUCUGGCAGCUCACGUACCACUUCCUCAUCAGUGUGCGUCGCGCCGACCAGAUCGCCGCAGGCCGCCCUACCAGCUUCACAUGGCUUCGCAAGUCGUACUCCAAGAGCCCUCUUGGACGCAUCGUUCUCAGCCUCCCCAAUAAGCUACAAGAGCCUGCUUUCAUGUUGAUUCAAUAUGCCUUCGCACUGUCAACCAUGCUCCCGGCUCCGAUCUGGUUCUGGUCGCGAUGGGCAAGUGCGCUCUACCUCACCGCCCUGUUCACUUGGAGCAUUCACAACGGAGCAACGUAUUAUAUUGAUGUAUAUGGCAAGCGAUUCCAGAAGGAGCUGGAGCAACUGAAGCAAGAUGUUGCACGUUGGCAGAGCUCUCCAGAGGGGUCUAACAGCCCAUAUACACCAGCCACAGCAGCCAUCCCCAUGGAGAAGCGCAACAGUGUUGACCGUAUUCCGCUGCUAGAUUCUACUAUUGCUGCUUCGACCGCUGUCAGUGAUCCUCAGGUUGCCGACUUCACCGUUCGAGAGAGAUAG